Molecule: messenger RNA, 1980 nt
Organism: Naegleria lovaniensis
Lineage: Eukaryota; Heterolobosea; Eutetramitea; Acrasida; Naegleriidae
Exons: 1
Coding region: 1-1980 (659 amino acids)
Source: RefSeq, a predicted model, not a curated record
AUGAAACGAUCCGUUCUUCUCUCAAUUCACGGCAAGAAGAAUCUUCAGAGCCGAGCAUUGAAAUUCAAUCAUAAUAUUACAACAUCUCGUAAAUAUACCAUCUUUCCGUGUUGGAAGAAUCAUACUAUCAUGAAUCGUCAUGAUCAUGAAUCAUUCACCUUACGAUCAUUUUCAUCCGCAGCAAAUACUGUGGCAACCAUUCCUGAAGCAGAAAAAGGCUCUUCAUCCGAUCAACCACAAAAGACCAACAACAACAACAACACUACCACGCGUAUGGAUCAAAAAGAUCAUCUACAACCUUCCAAAAUGAACCAAACCAUUUCCUAUCCAAUUCCAUCUCGUAGUAUUCUUUCAAAGGAUCCUCAUCCAUCCUGUUCUCAACAACAUGUUCAUUGUGUUUUUGAAAAAUCAUUUCCUAUCACUUCUAAUAUUCCUCUCACUUUAGAAAUUAAUACUCGGAAUUUAAACGUUGAAUUUUGUGAGGGUGAACAAGAUUCCGAAUUACGGAUUGAAAUGUAUGCUCAUAAUUGUAAUGAAUAUUCAUGGUAUGAUCUCAACAAUACUCCACAAGGAUUCUUUUCUGAUUAUAAAUUUGAAUACUUGUACAGAGAGUUAACAAAUACAUUAAGAUUUAAUGUUCAUCAAGCUCCUCUUCCACCUCUAUAUAUUCGAUACAAAUUAUAUACCUAUUACGCUCCAGGAUUUUUUAUGCCAAGUUUUGUUGCAAAAUAUUUGGAUGAGAAAUUAAUCAAAUAUGGAACGAUGAAAGUCUAUUUACCAAAACAUAACAAAAAUUCGGUUCGAGUUGAAACAGAUAUUGGAAAUAUAAUUUUUAGAGGAAUUCGUAACAUUUCAAAUGAAGUUUCUGUGAAAUCUACGUUUGGUACUCUCCUUGUCAGUGAUGAUGGUAUUUCAAACGUCAAUCAUUUUCAUGUUAAUAUUCAAUACGGUGCAUGUUAUAUCAAUCAUGUGAACAAUGUGAAUGAUCUUAGUAUUCAUCAUCGAUGGUCAACAGAGGAAGAUAAAGGUACUAGUCAACAUAUUGCAUCAUCCACUGGAAUUACUAUUGACAAUAUUGAAUCAAACACUAAUGUGAAGAUUCAAACUUUAACUUCCAUCGAUAUUGAAUUGAACCAAUUGAAUUUGGCUGGUAAUUGUCAGGUUGAUAUUUCAUGUCUCAUGAAAGGAGAAGAAUGGGAAUUUACAAAAAAGGGAAUUCAAGUAUUUGUUUCCAAUGAUACAAAAACUACAUCAACAAAUCACAAACUUCCUUCAUCAUUGACUCAUUCUAACAACACAAACAAAUUGAAAAUCUAUUCAGAUGCUAAUCCUAUUUUUAUUUAUUUUGAUAAAAAUUCACCAAAUAAUUACAAUGUAUUGGCAUCUACACGAUGGAGCGACGUAUCCUUUGAUUCGCAACACAUUCUCUAUGACGGAUUUUUAGAUGUGAAUCAAUUUGGAGGAAUUAUUGUAUCUAGAAAUGACUUGAAAAGAUUACGAGAAUUAUCAAGCUCAGAAUCAACAACCAACAAUAAUCAAAUCAAUGAAUCAACGUCAGAUUCGUUCUCUAAGACUUCUACCACUGCUUUUAGUGAAGACUCUAUUCAUCCAAUUUCUGGACACAUUACUCUCUUUACAAAGCAAGGCCCUAUUUUUAUGAAACAAUAUGUCAAUGAUGAUGAUGAAGAGUCCUCAGUGAAUUCCAAUACUACUGAUUUGAUUGACAAGAGAAUAAUCAUUCAAAAACAACAAGUAGAAAAAUAUUUUGUAAAUCUCUUUGGAGUGGAGAUUGCAAAGAAGGAUUUAUUUCUUUAUAGUGCAUUUCCAAUCGCUAUCGUCAUUCUAUUUGCUGUGACUGCCUAUCAUUUGAUAACUUUGGAAAAACAAUCUCAGUUGAAAGAAUCAGGUACUCUAGUUUCAAUGGGAAAUACUGGAACGAUUCGUGCUGUUCAACAACGAGAGGACAUGAAGGGGAAAUAG